GCAGCAGCCCCGGGCCAGAGAGGCCGACCUCGAGGAGGGCGCCCGCAAGCGCCGCCGCCACAUGCCGCUCGGGGAGCUGCUGGCCGGCGCCGCGGCGCUGGUGCUCGUGCUGGCGCUGGCGCACGCGAUGUUGUGCUGCGCCCUGGGCCCCAGCCGCGAGGAGGGCCCGGCCGCUUCCAGCGAGCACCGCCGCGCCAGGAAGGCGGCCGAGGCCGCCGCGCCCCGGCUGACGCCGUACGCGCCCUGGAGCCCCCGCGCCGCCCCGCCGGGCUCGGCCGUGAGCCUGGCGAGCAGCGGCCUGCUCUCCAGGUCCGCGAGCAUGGCCCGCGUCUCGGACGCGUCGCUGCUGCGGGGCGCUUGCGCGGCCAGCACGCUCUGCCCGCAGCUGGUGGUGCCCGAGAACUGCACGCUGCAGUGCGCGCUGCCGAGCAUCGUGUGCAAUCGGAGGCAGAACCUGGUCGUGAGCAUCAACAGCCUGGCGGUGCCCGGCGAGACGGCGCUUUUCCAGGCGCGCCUGGCUGAGGGCGACUCGGCAGACGUGUCGGGGGUGGGCAUCCACCUGGAGAUGCUGGGCGGGGAGGAGGAGUUCGCCUUCCUGUCCACGCAGGAGGUCUGGAACACCCAGGGGGGACGCGACCCGGAGAUGGAGAUCAGGAAGGCCUCGGGGGCGCAGUACGCGUCCAUCAGGAAGACCGAUCCCGCGACCUACAUUAUGGCGCGCGAGUCGGGCACGCUGAUGGUUUUCAGCGGCCGCUUCUCGGUGCACGAGGUGCAG
Molecule: messenger RNA, 775 nt
Organism: Prorocentrum cordatum
Lineage: Eukaryota; Dinophyceae; Prorocentrales; Prorocentraceae
Source: the annotation of a GenBank genome assembly